This is a messenger RNA of Fusarium sp. VM40, 1212 nucleotides long. NCBI's taxonomy places the organism in Eukaryota, Fungi, Ascomycota, Sordariomycetes, Hypocreales, Nectriaceae. The record is from the annotation of a GenBank genome assembly.
AUGGCGCAAGUCUUCCUUGAUCUCUUCUACUCAUUCGGGAACUGUCUUAAUUGCUUUCCUGGAAACCCCAACCUCAAGAUCAAUAACCGAAGUUUCAAGAUCCUAAGGUUACUUGGCGAAGGUGGGUUUUCCUACGUAUACCUCGUCGAAGAUACAUCUACCCAUGAACUUUUCGCCCUCAAGAAGAUCCGAUGUCCCUUCGGCGCCGAGUCCGUCCAGCAGGCUAUGCGCGAGGUCGAUGCCUACCGCCUGUUCUCCCAUGUCCCGACCAUCAUUUCCGCUAUCGACCACUCCGUCGCGACCGAGCGUGGCGCCGACGAGUCAACAAAAACUGUCUAUGUCCUGCUGCCGUACUACAAGCGCGGCAACUUGCAGGAUAUGAUCAAUGCGAACUUGGUCAACCACGACCGUUUCCCUGAGCGUCGACUCAUGCUACUCUUCCUCGGUGUGUGCAAGGCUCUUCGUGCCAUGCAUGAGUACAAGCCUGCAGUGGAGCGCAUGAACAUGGGCAGAGAAGAAGACGAGCUGAACAAUGGCGAGAGAAACAACACAAAAGGAAAGCGAACUGAGGAAGAGGAGGAAGGAGAACAGGAAAGAGGCCUAUUGGAGGGUGAGAAUCAAGUCAACAGCGGUAGAUCAAUUCAGCACUACGCCCACCGAGAUAUCAAGCCAGGAAAUAUCAUGAUCGACGACACCGGCUCAACCCCAAUCCUCAUGGAUCUUGGAUCCGUGGCCCCUUCGCCCAUCCCGGUUACGUCACAAUCUCUCGCCCUUCAGAUCCAAGAUACAGCCGCCGAGCACUCCACAAUGCCGUACCGUGCUCCCGAGCUCUUCGACGUUCAGACGGGCAUGGUUAUUGACACAAAGGUCGAUAUUUGGUCCCUGGGUUGCACACUUUACGCCUGUCUUAUCGGCAAGUCCCCGUUCGAGAUGCGCUCAGACGAGACUGGCGGUACCUUGUCUCUUUGUGUUCUUGGUGGCGAUUGGCGUUUCCCUGACGAGGGACCCGCUGGUGUCAAGCGCAACAAUAGCAUGCGCCCACAGCAGGGACAGCCGCAGCAGCAACAAGCACCCGCAGUUGAGAUUAGCGAAUCUAUUCGCGAGGUCGUGAGGAAGUGUUUGCGGGUCGAGCCUGCUGAGCGACCUGAUAUCAGCGAACUCAUCCAAAUGGUGCAGGCGGUUAUUGAGGAGCUGCCUGAUGAUUCUCAUUAG